This is a messenger RNA of Paraphaeosphaeria sporulosa, 710 nucleotides long. RefSeq names its product chaperonin Cpn10. Gene Ontology annotation, cellular component: mitochondrial matrix. The coding region runs from base 77 to 388 and encodes 103 amino acids. Gene Ontology annotation, molecular function: metal ion binding; ATP binding; protein folding chaperone. The transcript is spliced from 3 exons. NCBI's taxonomy places the organism in Eukaryota, Fungi, Ascomycota, Dothideomycetes, Pleosporales, Didymosphaeriaceae. The record is from RefSeq and is a predicted model, not a curated record.
CUCCUCGUCCCUUCGAUUCACCUUUUCCAGCAAGCUUUCUAGAUACCCCAUUCUACCUCUCGUGCCUUCUCUCACAAUGUCUGCCAUCAAGUCCAUCCGCAGCAUCGCGCCGCUCCUCGACCGCAUCCUCGUGCAGCGCAUCAAGCCCGAGGCCAAGACCGCAACCGGCAUCUUCCUGCCCGACAGCGCCGUCAAGGAGCUCAACGAGGCCAAGGUGCUCGCCGUCGGCCCCGGCGCCUACGACAAGGAGGGCAAGCGCGUUGCCGUCAGCGUCCAGCCCGGCGACAAGGUCUUGAUUCCCCAGUUUGGCGGCUCGCCCCUCAAGGUCGGCGAGGAGGAGUACUCGCUCUUCCGCGACCACGAGCUGCUCGCCAAGAUCAACGAGUAAAGCAGCCUUUCUCGCCAUGAUCGAUCGACCGGCCUCCUAUCUGCCAUUGUAACCUACUGUACUGUACCACCACCACGCCUGCCCCACAACACCACACCGGCCUCCACAACCGCUCGCUCGACCGCCUAGCAUACCCUUCGGCGUUCAUCGGCAGCACGGGAGGGAUCGGCUGGGGUAUGGGCAUUGUAUUUGACUUGAGUCUUUGAAGCGACAUCUUCCGUUCUCCACGUGUAGUUACGACUAAAGAUAGCUGGGGACGGGGAAGCGGUAUGCAUAGUAGUUAGUAAUACGAACAGCCAUCUCUGCUCGAAUGUACGCUUUG